UUUGUUUUUUUGCUGGAGCGACUUGCUGCAGCGGUGACUUUGCUAGAUACCAAUAUAGUUCUUGUGCAUCUGGCACUCCUGUGGGAAAUUCUCCAGGUGGCUAUGGUCAUGUAUACCCGCUGUUCUCAAGUGCAAGAACUCGUCUGUGUAAAUCACGUGGGUGCUCACGUCUCAGUAGCUCCUCGACAAAGCGUCACUCACGGCAUAUUUGCUGGUCAUGUUAUGACCUCCGCCACAGCCACUGUGGCAGUUUGGGUUCCGCGACAAAUUGCUUAUGUCUCGGAGAAAAGUGGUGUCGUUGACUUUUCGUAUCCGUAUUAUUGUAUCGCAAGCACGCAGUGAUCAUGGUUAGACAUCUCGAGUCGAACGAACAUCUUGUCUUCACGACCACCCGGCCGAGCCAGCAGACCCUCAUUCGGCCGUUCUUCUUCGUCUUCCAGAAUC
Messenger RNA from Microdochium trichocladiopsis, 444 nucleotides. RefSeq lists its product as uncharacterized. Bases 103 to 342 code for a protein of 79 amino acids. The record is from RefSeq and is a predicted model, not a curated record. The transcript has a single exon. Lineage: Eukaryota; Fungi; Ascomycota; Sordariomycetes; Xylariales; Microdochiaceae.